This is a messenger RNA of Spinacia oleracea (spinach), 4005 nucleotides long. Its product is annotated as protein ALWAYS EARLY 3. The transcript has 20 exons. The coding region runs from base 298 to 3822 and encodes 1174 amino acids. NCBI's taxonomy places the organism in Eukaryota, Viridiplantae, Streptophyta, Magnoliopsida, Caryophyllales, Amaranthaceae. Gene Ontology annotation, cellular component: transcription repressor complex; nucleoplasm. The record is from RefSeq and is a predicted model, not a curated record. Gene Ontology annotation, biological process: regulation of transcription by RNA polymerase II; DNA-templated transcription; regulation of cell cycle. Gene Ontology annotation, molecular function: DNA binding.
GAUUAUGAAAGUCAGGCAAGAGACCUCGGCGGAAAGAGAAGAGAGAUAAAGCACAAAUUGUCUGGCCAUUGUUUUGAAGUUUUCGCGGUCAUACCCUCAAAUUUCACCUCCUUGUUCAUCUUCACACUGUCAAUUUCUUUACCAAUACCAAAUUCUUCAAUCUCUCCCCUAAUUCCCCCCACCCUCUUUCUCACUCAUCUGCUGCUUCUCCAUUCUCUUUGUCGAUUGAUUGUUCGUUCUACUUGUUACCGCGUUUCGAUCGGUUAGAUCUGGUAAUUCGCAGCCAAACAGUCAAGUAUGGCUCCCACGAGAAAGUCGAGGAGUGUUAAUAAGCGUUUUACCUAUCCGAAUGAGAUCUCUCCUAUCAAAGAUGGAGAUAGUGCCAAUAAGAAUAAUAAGCGGAAGAGGAAGGUAUCUGAUAUGUUAGGGGCUCAGUGGAGCAAAGAAGAGCUUCAACGUUUCUAUGAGUCAUAUCGCAAGUAUGGGAAAGACUGGAAAAAGGUGGCUGCAUCUGUGCGUAACCGGUCUAUGGAAAUGGUCGAGGCCCUUUAUACUAUGAACAGGGCUUACUUGUCUCUUCCAGAGGGAACAGCUUCUGUUGUUGGAUUAAUAGCAAUGAUGACUGAUCAUUAUUCUGUCCUGGAAGGAAGUGAUAGUGAACAAGAGAGCAAUGAUGGUGUUGGAAUACCUCGAAAGCCUCAUAAGCGUACGCGUGGAAAAGUACAACCCAACCCGGCUAGGAACUUGUCAGAUGUACCACAGUCUCAAUCGGUUGCUUCAAGUUAUGGUUGUUUGUCACUGUUAAAGAAAAAGCGUUCUGGUGGAAAUCAACCUCGAGCAGUUGGAAAAAGGACGCCUCGCAUCCCUGUAAGAUACACUUAUGAUAAAGAUAGCAUAGGAAGGUAUAUUUCCCCUGUCCAGCAGGGGCCAAAGUCAAAGUUAGAUGCUGAUGACGAUGAUGUUGCUCAUGAGGUAGCAUUGGCAUUGGCUGAGGCAUCCCACAGGGGUGGUUCCCCUCAGGUUUCUCAGACGCCAAACAAAAGAAGAGCAACUGCUUCAAAAUCACCUGGGGGGUUGGGUGAAAGAGUGUGUUCAGAAUCAGAAAUGACAAGCGCCAAAAAUGCUGGAAACGAAGUUGAUGAUGAUGGGUGUGAAGGAAGUUUGGGAAGCACGGAAGAAGAAAAUAAUUUUUCCAGGGUGAAACCUCAUUCUGGUGGUAGGCAAGGUGCUGGUUCAUUUAUUCAACAGAAAGCAAAGAAGUCUUAUGAGAAGAAAGUAGAAGUUGAAGAUACCAGGCACCAAUAUGGGGAUGAUAUAAAGGAAGCCUGCAGUGGUACUGAAGGAGGACAAAGGUUCAGCAGUUUUGACUUAAAACUUGGAUCUGAGAGUGGAGAUGUGACUUUUCCUCGAUCAUCAGGCCAGGCCUCUAAGAAGAGGAGCAAAAAGGUCCUAUUUGGUGGAGAUGAAGGUGUAGCCUUGGAUGCCCUGCAAGCUUUAGCUGAUUUGUCGUUCAUGAUGCCGUCUUCCACAGCAGAAGCAGAGUCAACUGCGCUACUUAAGGAAGAAAAAGAAAGAGAUUUUGACAAAUACAGGCCACAGGACACCAUACCUUCAAGUCAGAGGGGGAAACCUAAAGCUUCACCAUCUAAGAAGAGAGGAGAUCAUUUAGUUCUUGACACUCAAGUUUCCGAGUCCAAACAAAUCAAACCAGGAAAAGCUUCUGUCACUGGUUCUACUCCUGGAGCUGUAAAAAAAGACCUGCUCUUACGGAAAAGAAAACCAAAGCCCUCUGUGUCUAAAAAUGUGACCUCAGAGGUUCAAAUGGAUGCAGGUGCUAAUGUUGUUCAGGAAAACGAGGUUUCAGAUCAGGGUAUAAAGUCAGUUAAUAAAAGUCGACGUGUUUCAAAUCAUGCUUCCCAGCAGCAGCUUGGACAUUUGGUCAGGAUUUCAGAACAUUCUUCUUCAAGUACUGAUAUUAGAAGGGAUGGAGAUGAUUCAGCAGUGUCAUCUGUACACGCUUCUGAAACAACCAAGGCCAAUGGGUCGACCAAAUCUAGGGCCAGACGUAAAGUGGACAAAUCACAGAUCCAUAGGUCAGACAUUUUUGUUAAUGAACAACCUAACAAAUCUGGGCAGCCAUACCAUGAUAAGACAGUUUACCUCAAGGAAAACCUUUGUAGUUGCUUGUUGAACCACCGUGUCAGGAGAUGGUGUGUGUAUGAGUGGUUUUAUAGUGCAAUUGACUACCCUUGGUUUGCUAAAAGUGAGUUUGUUGAGUAUUUGUAUCAUGUGGGUUUGGGUCACGUCCCAAGACUUACCCGUGUUGAAUGGGGUGUCAUUAGAAGUUCACUUGGAAAACCACGGAGAUUUUCGCAGCAAUUUCUGAAGGAAGAAAAGGAAAAACUAAAUUACUACCGUGAAUCAGUUAGGAGUCACUAUACUGAAUUACGCAUGGGAAAAAGAGAAGGACUUCCAACUGAUUUAGCUCGCCCCUUAACAGUUGGCCAGCGUGUUAUUUCUAUUCAUCCGCGGUCAAGAGAAAUUCAUAAUGGAAAUGUAUUGACGGUCGAUCAUAAUAGAUGCCGGAUUCAGUUUGACAGGCCUGAACUAGGAGUAGAAUUUGUUAAGGAUAUCGAUUGCAUGCCGUUAAAUCCGGUGGAAAAUAUGCCUACAUCUCUUCAGAGACACAAUGUUGCUUUUGAUAAGUUCUAUGAGGCUUUAAAGCAGUUCAAAGUUGACAGACCAGAAGAUAGGAUGAAGGAAGAAAUAACAAAAUUGACCCAAGGCCAAAAAGGGGAAAAUGCUGAGGGCACCUCAAAUGUCGCUCCUUUUUAUCUAAUGACUAAUCUGUCAAAGCAGGCAAAGGAGGGUUUUGUAAGUCCAAGUUUACAUGAGAAGGUUGGACAUAGUGAUGUCAUGAGUCCUCAACAAGCACUGACUCAGCAAUCUGCUCUUUCCCAGUUGCAAGCAAAGGAGGCAGAUAUCCGUGCUUUGGCUGAGCUUUCCCGUGCUCUUGAUAAAAAGAAUGCCCUGGUGACUGAACUAAAACGCAUGAAUGAUGAUGUUUAUGAAGACAUGUCUCUCAAAGAUGUAGAUUCUUUUAAGAAACAAUAUGCAGCAGUGCUGGUGCAGUUAAAUGAAGUGUUGGACCAGGUUUCGUCGGCCUUGAUGUGCUUGAGGCAGAGAAACACUUAUCAGGGGAACUCUCUUGUUCCUUGGCAGAAGACAAAGGCAAGUUUGGACGAUCAUGGGAGCAUAGUAAGCUCCUUAAAUUGCUUGCCAUGUGAUUCUCAAGGGGCAGGUUCACAUGUAUGUGAAAUCGUUGAUACUUCAGUAAUCAAAGCCCGAAAGAUGGUAGAUGCAGCAGUUCAGGCCGUAUCCUCACUCAAUGCUGCAGCAGAUUCCAUCCAAAAAAUUGAAGAGGUAGUAGACUUUCUCAAUAACCGGCUAUUGGUUGAUGAUUCUAGGAUGUCAGUGCAGACCACUCAACUGACUGGAAGUUCAACUCGUCAGAAUCAGCCAAGUCCGUGCACAUUAAACGUGGUGGCUUCUCAGCAAGCACUUGAUUCCAGGUCAAAUGGAGCAGUUGCACAAUGUGAGGCACAAAUUCCAUCAGAGCUCGUUGCAAAUUGUGUUGCCACACUGCUGAUGAUACAAAAAUGUACAGCGCGUCAGUUCCCACCAGCUGAGGUUGCGCAAAUAUUAGAUCUUGCUGUCACAAGUUUACAGCCAUGCUGUUCACUGAACAUUCCAAUAUAUGCAGAGAUACAGAAAUGCAUGGGAAUCAUUCGGAGCCAGAUAUUGGCGCUUGUACCUACUUAGAUGACUCUACUUUGAAAUUUGUAUCCAAUGUAAAUCUAAAAGCUGUAGAUGUAAAUUCAUAAAUAUUAGUCCGAGCCAAAUCUCCUGUAUGUUCUCAAUUUAUCGUAAUUAUAUGUUGUAUAUGAAUCAUAAAUUAACAUUUGGUUCAAUAUAUUCAUGUGCAAUUUAGCACUUCCACGACCA